Messenger RNA from Ailuropoda melanoleuca (giant panda), 3134 nucleotides. It is a transcript of the gene CNOT3, whose product is annotated as CCR4-NOT transcription complex subunit 3. The record is from RefSeq and is a predicted model, not a curated record. Bases 625 to 2874 code for a protein of 749 amino acids. NCBI's taxonomy places the organism in Eukaryota, Metazoa, Chordata, Mammalia, Carnivora, Ursidae. Gene Ontology annotation, cellular component: nucleus; CCR4-NOT core complex. The transcript is spliced from 19 exons. Gene Ontology annotation, biological process: regulation of DNA-templated transcription.
GAGAAGAGAGGAGGGGAGGCCUCCGCCGCCGCCGCCAUCUUGGACCGGGCCCGGUCAGCUUCCGCGGAGCCAUCGGCAGACGCCGCGGCCUCCCUUGAGCCCCGACCCCGUCGUCAGAACAACCCCGGGCCCACUUCCCCCCACCCCACUUCCGCUUCGCGCCGCUAUCGCGAUAGCGCCCGGGCCCGGGGCGCGAGAAAAAGGCGGCGGGCGCUCGCCUCCCCCGCCUGUCGCGAUACGCUCCUCAGCGGCGGCGCCAGCUCCUGUGACAAUCUCCGCCUUGGGCCGUGCAAGCACCCCUGCCUCCCCCUGACGACGCCCCUGCCCUGUGGGUGUGCUGACACCUCCUCCCGCUGCCAGGAGCGUGCCCCCGUUUACAUCAGACCUUCCUGGGGGCGUCCUCCUUCCAGAAGGCACCGGCCCGCCCCCUCGGCAUCCGUGGUGGGUCUAGGGCUCACACGUCCCCACUCCCACGCAGUUGGAACCCCUGGGAGCUUAAGGCCUCCUAGAUCUGAGGUUCCUGUACUGUGCCAUGUGGACUUUGCUGGCUGGGGUGCGCUUUCUCCUCCAGGCAGCGUCCGUCUCCAAGAGAGUAUGAAGAGAGCGCAUCUGUAGGGCAGGAAGAUGGCGGACAAGCGCAAACUCCAAGGUGAGAUUGAUCGCUGCCUCAAGAAGGUGUCCGAAGGCGUGGAGCAGUUUGAAGAUAUUUGGCAGAAGCUCCACAAUGCAGCCAACGCGAACCAGAAAGAAAAGUAUGAGGCUGACCUAAAGAAGGAGAUUAAGAAGCUUCAACGGCUGAGGGACCAGAUCAAGACAUGGGUAGCGUCCAACGAAAUCAAGGAUAAGAGGCAGCUCGUAGACAACCGCAAGCUCAUUGAGACGCAAAUGGAACGGUUCAAAGUUGUGGAGCGAGAGACCAAGACUAAAGCCUACAGCAAGGAGGGCCUGGGCCUGGCACAGAAGGUGGACCCUGCCCAGAAGGAGAAGGAGGAGGUUGGCCAGUGGCUCACAAACACCAUCGACACCCUGAACAUGCAGGUGGACCAGUUUGAGAGUGAAGUGGAGUCCCUGUCCGUGCAGACACGCAAGAAGAAGGGUGACAAGGAUCAGAAGCAGGACCGGAUCGAGGGCCUGAAGCGGCACAUCGAGAAGCACCGCUACCACGUGCGUAUGCUGGAGACCAUCCUGCGCAUGCUGGACAACGACUCCAUCCUCGUCGACGCCAUCCGCAAGAUCAAGGACGACGUGGAGUACUACGUCGACUCGUCCCAGGACCCCGACUUCGAGGAGAAUGAGUUCCUCUAUGACGACCUGGACCUCGAGGACAUUCCACAGGCGCUGGUCGCCACCUCCCCCCCCAGCCACAGUCACAUGGAGGAUGAGAUCUUCAACCAGUCAAGCAGCACACCCACCUCGACCACCUCCAGCUCUCCCAUCCCGCCCAGCCCGGCCAACUGCACCACGGAAAACUCUGAAGACGACAAGAAGAGGGGACGCUCAACGGAUAGCGAAGUCAGCCAGUCUCCAGCCAAAAACGGCUCCAAGCCUGUCCACAGCAACCAGCACCCUCAGUCCCCGGCUGUGCCGCCCAGCUACCCGCCCGGCCCCCCGCCUGCCGCCUCUGCCCUCAGCACCACCCCUGGCAACAACGGGGCCUCCGCCCCAGCAGCGCCAAGUGCCCUGGGCCCCAAGGCCAGCCCAGCUCCCAGCCACAGUGCAGGCACCCCUGCCCCCUAUGCCCAGGCCGUGGCCCCGCCAGCCCCCAGCGGGUCCAGCACCGCCCAGCCCCGGCCUCCCAGCGUCCAGCCUGGUGGGGGCGGGGGAGGCGGCAGCGGUGGAGGCAGUGGCAGCAGUAACAGCAGCGGAGGCGCUGGCAAGCAGAACGGCGCCACCAGUUACAGCUCUGUGGUGGCAGACAGCCCGGCAGAGGUGGCUCUCAGCAGCAGUGGGGGCAACAGCGCCAGCAGCCAGGCUCUGGGCCCCCCGUCGGGCCCCCACAACCCACCUCCCAGCACCUCGAAGGAACCCAGUGUGGCGGCCCCAGCAGGGGCUGGAGGUGUGGCUCCAUGCUCAGGGAACAACACAGGGGGACCCAGCCUCCUGGUGCCACUUCCUGUGAACCCUCCCAGCUCCCCGACACCCAGCUUCAGCGAGGCCAAGGCAGCUGGUGCCCUGCUCAACGGACCUCCGCAGUUCAGCGCUGCCCCAGAGAUCAAGGCCCCGGAGCCUCUGAGCUCUCUGAAGUCCAUGGCGGAGCGGGCGGCCAUCAGCUCUGGCAUCGAGGACCCCGUGCCCACGCUGCACCUGACCGAGCGAGACAUCAUCCUGAGCAGCACGUCUGCCCCGCCGGCCUCAGCGCAGCCUCCCCUGCAGCUGUCGGAGGUGAACAUCCCGCUGUCACUGGGCGUGUGUCCCUUGGGGCCCGUGGCCCUCACCAAGGAGCAGCUCUACCAGCAGGCCAUGGAGGAGGCCGCCUGGCACCACAUGCCCCACCCCUCAGACUCCGAGCGCAUCCGGCAGUACCUCCCCCGGAACCCCUGCCCGACGCCCCCCUACCACCACCAGAUGCCACCCCCACACUCGGACACCGUGGAGUUCUACCAGCGCCUGUCAACGGAGACGCUCUUCUUCAUCUUCUACUAUCUGGAGGGCACGAAGGCGCAGUACCUGGCAGCCAAGGCUCUAAAGAAGCAGUCGUGGCGAUUCCACACCAAGUACAUGAUGUGGUUCCAAAGGCACGAGGAGCCCAAGACCAUCACGGAUGAGUUUGAGCAGGGCACCUACAUCUACUUUGACUACGAGAAGUGGGGCCAGCGGAAGAAGGAAGGCUUCACCUUUGAAUACCGCUACCUGGAGGACCGGGACCUCCAGUGACACCGGCCCCUCCCUCCACCCUCCACUCCCCUCCCCCCCGCAUGCUGACCCCCCCUGCCCAGGCGAGGGCCCUGCCCUGGAAGACUGGGGGAGGCCCCAGGCCACGGGGCAGCCCUCUCCCCCAGGAAGCAGCCCCACCCUGGGGGCCCGGGGGCAAGGGCUGCCCCCUCCUCCCCUCCCCAGUGAGGGACAUUUUUUGGUAAACCUAUUUUCAUUUUGGAAAAUAUUUAUGAAUAAAUAGUUUUAUAUGACGGCUGGCA